AUGGCAAAUCUCCAUUUAGCCGGACGUCCUACAACUGGAUCAAACCCUCCAUCUACCCUACUCAACCUCAAGAUCAAACCCUCACUCAACCCCAAUCAUCCUCAAGAUCAAACCCUCCAUCUACCCUACUCAACCUCAAGAUCAAACUCUCACUCAACCCCAAUCAUACUCAAGAUCAAACCCUCCCUCAACCCUACUCAACCUCAAGAUCAAACUCUCACUCAACCCCAAUCAUACUCAAGAUCAAACCCUCCCUCAACCCUACUCAACCUCAAGAUCAAACCCUCACUCAACCCCAAUCAUACUCAAGAUCAAACCCUCCCUCAACCCUACUCAACCUCAAGAUCAAACUCUCACUCAACCCUACUCAACCUCAAGAUCAAACCCUCACUCAACCCCAAUCAUACUCAAGAUCAAACCUUCCCUCAACCCUACUCAACCUCAAGAUCAAACCCUCCCUCAACCCUACUCAACCUCAAGAUCAAACCCCACACAACCCCAAUCAUCCUCAAGAUCAAACCCUCCAUCUACCCUACUCAACCUCAAGGUCAAAGCCUCACUCAACCCCAAUCAUACUCAAGAUCAAACACUCCUUCAACCCUACACAACCUCAAGAUCAAACCCCCACUCAACCCCAAUCAAACCUUCCAUCUACCCUACUCAACCUCAGGAUCAAAAGCCUCACUCAACCCAUCAUCCUCAAGAUCAAACCUUCCAUCUUCCCUACUCAACCUCAAGAUUAAACCCUCACUCAACCCCAAUCAUCCUCAAGAUCAAACCCUCCAUCUUCCCUACUCAACCUCAAGAUUAAACCCUCACUCAACCCCAAUCAUACUCAAGAUCAAACCCCCACUCAACCCUAAUCAUCCUCAAGAUCAAACCCCCACUCAACCCCAAUCAUCCUCAAGAUCAAACCCCCACUCAACCCCAAUCAUCCUCAAGAUCAAACCCCCACUCAACCCCAAAUCAAUUCCCAAAGAUCAAAACCCUCCAUCUUCCCUACUCAACCUCAAGAUUAAACCCUCACUCAACCCCAAUCAUCCUCAAGAUCAAACCUUCCAUCUUCUCAACCUCAAGAUUAAACCCUCACUCAACCCCAAUCAUCCUCAAGAUCAAACCCUCCAUCUUCCCUACUCAACCUCAAGAUUAAACGCUCACUCAACCCCAAUCAUCCUCAAGAUCAAACCCUCCAUCUACCCUACUCAACCUCAAGAUCAAACCCUCACUCAACCCCAAUCAUCUUCAAGAUCAAACCCUCCCUCAACCCUACUCAACCUCGAAAUCAAACCCUCACUCAAACCCAAUCAUCUUCAAGAUGAAACCCUCCAUCUACCCUACUCAACCUCAAGAUUAAACCCUCAUUCAACCCCAAUCAUACUCAAGAUCAAACCCUCCAUUUACCCUACUCAACCUCAAGAUUAA
Messenger RNA from Macrobrachium nipponense, 1422 nucleotides. Its product is annotated as mucin-2-like. The record is from RefSeq and is a predicted model, not a curated record. Bases 1 to 1422 code for a protein of 473 amino acids. Lineage: Eukaryota; Metazoa; Arthropoda; Malacostraca; Decapoda; Palaemonidae. The transcript has 3 exons.